CCACUGGGGUCUGUGAGGGCGGGGCUGGGGACCAAGGGCUCUGAAUUUCUGAAUUUUUCAUCAGCUUAGACUUUCUCCAGACCGCCCCACUGGUGGAAAGCCUUCAGGAACUGAUGUAAGUGGAGGGAGAGUCCAAGCUUGGAACUAGCCUUAUGGGGAAGAUGCUGGGAGGUGAAGGGGGUGGGGGCAGGUGCGCGGCCAGGACCCCAUAAUUGGUGGUGGUGGAGCAAAUGCCGAAUGGAGUGCUGGAUGGGCAGAUGGUGAAUGACUCUGAGCUUCCGUCAGCCUUGCUCCUCUCUGCUUUGGCAAAGGAAGGAGGACUGAGUGCUGAGGUGGAUGGAGAUGGGGCCUCAGGUCUCCCUGAAAACUAAAACCAUUCAAGGUGGCCACACAAUGAAGAGGCCCAAGUGAUUCCCCCAGACCCCUUGGACACAUGGCCAGCUCAGUCCCAUGGGCCCACUGGGCUGAGCCAGACCAUCGGAAAGGCGUCCGGCGGCAGAGGGCCUGUGGGGCAGGUGAGGAGGUCUUUGAGCUGAGCCUGGAUGAAGACAGAGUCAUCGGGGCUCUGGACGAGAUAAUUGCCCACCGGAGGAUGCUCCUCUCCCCAAGCCCAUCAGAUCCAGUGCUGUUGGGAGGCUCCAGCCCUGCCGAGAACCCUGAAUCCAGCCAGGAGCCCUGGGCAGCCGCAGAGAAGAGCUCAGUCUUCAGCAGCCUGCGUGGCUCUGAACCACGAGGGUUCACGGCAGCCGAGAGCAUUCCUGCGAGCUCAGUAGAUGGUAAGGAAGAUGAGCUAGAGGAAGUAGAAACACAAGAAGGGUCAAUUUCCCCAGCCUCCUGUGAUCUACAAAGAGACCAGGAAUUGGGCGUGACCGAAGAGGAUGAGUGGAACCCAGAGAGCGAGGAUGGCCUGGAGUUCCCAGUCCUCACCCAUGAGGGCUCCUUCCCACCAGAAUGCAACCAGAGACUGGAUGGGUUGCCCCCAGCUUCCCCCUUCCCUCUUAUCUGCGGUGAUGGUGAAGAGUUCUCAGAUCAGUCUGACUUCAGUUCCAGCCCCAAAGAGCCCUCCAGCCAGCACUCCCACAGACUAUCCCGGGCCUAUGCAUUAGGAUGCCUCAGUCACCUUGCUGAGAGCCCAGACUUGGCUGCAGGGGGUCAGCUUGCUACUGUCUCCGGGCAGCUCUUGAGAGGCUCCCCAUGGUCUCCAUCAGUGGGCUCUCCUGAGCCGAGCCAGCACCCCAGCUCUGUGAGCCCUCCACCUCUAGAGGACCUGCAGGAUACCUCGAGGUCCCACAAGAGCAGGCCAAGCAGUACAGAGGACCUCCCUGAGUCCUGGGCUGGAUCGGUCACCCAGGCAACCGCCACCAGAAUGUUCCAAGUCCCCAAGGCCCAGCUGACUCCAGCCUGCGGGCAGCCUGGGGUUGAGGACAGUUGGGGGCCGGGUGGCGAUCGACCCACAAGCCGAGUGAGGGAGGCAAAGAAGGCUCCUUCCCCGAGGCGGCCUGUCCUGGCCUCCCGGCCAUCCCGGUCCCUGAGUCCCCCAGGGACCACUAACUCUCGGAGGGCAGCUCAGUCGGGCACAGUCAAUCAGAACAGUCCCCGGCCCUCCCGCUCAUAUGGCCAAGGGCGGCUCCAUUACCCACUCCCGGAUUUCUCCAAGGUGGAGCCACGCGUGAGGUUCCCUAAGGACUACCACCCACCCCGAGGGAGGCCUCUGGCCACCAGGGCCAGCCGGGCUAUGAGCCCACUGGUCUUCAAGUCUCCAGCGGAGAUUGUGCGGGAGGUGCUGCUGAGCAGCGAGGAGGCCCCAUCCAGCUCCUCCAGGGUGGUGACGCAGGUGCCGGAGGAGUUUCGGACGCCUGAGCAGGCUACCCAGCUGGUCCAGCAGCUCCAGGAAGACUACCACCGACUGCUCACCAAGUAUGCCGAGGCGGAGAACACCAUUGACCGGCUGCGGCUAGGAGCCAAGGUAAAUCUGCACUCGGACCCACCCAGGCAUAGCCAUGGCAUCCACACGAGGACGCUGCCGGCCGGGACCCAGCCACUGACCCUCUCCAUCCCCCAGGCCAGGAGGGCCACACUCCAGUCAGACCCUGACCUUGCCCCAUGGGCCACCCAAGAUCCAGGUUCCCAGUCCGCACAGGAAGAUGAGCAUGACACCUCCUUCAGCAGGGUCCAGUACCCUGGUCUGCUGGGACAUGACCCCUCUCCUGGCCCAGACGGACCAUCCCCAGGAGACUUGCUGACCCAGACUCUGGCAGCGCGGGUGGAGAACUUACUGGCACAGGUGGAGUCUUUCGAAGGGCUGGUCCAGACGGGGAGACAGGCAUCACAUGACCAACUGAAGGACUUCUGGCAGUUGAAGGCAACACAGAGCGCCCUAGAGGGAGCCUAUCUCCAGGCCCGCGAGAAGCAUCAACAACUGCAGCAGCUCCAGGACCCGGAGAAGCCCCCGGGGGCAUUUGAUCUGGACAGGACGGUGGAGGGAGAGAUCUUCCGGCUGGGAAUACACCUGGAGGAGCUGAAAGAUGGACUUGACCAGGUUACUCUGGGCCGGCAGCCUCCCGGAACCCCACUAGAGAACCCGCCACCAUGCAGCUUCUCGGCCUCACCAUCUGAGGAACUGCCCCGGGUUCCAGCCCCAUCCCCCCUGACACCAAAGCCAGCCAGCUGCAUCCCAUACUCCCAGCCUCUGGGGGUCCCAGGCAGCCCCUCCCUGCCUCUGAGGGACACAGCAGCUAGCUCAGUGGGCAACGAGCCAGAAGGUGAGAGAGGUGGUUUCCCAGGGCUCCUCCAGCACGAAGCCCUGCAGUUGGAGAGGACCUUCCUGCUGGGUCAGUAUCGGGACACCAAAUCUCUCCCAGGUGCCCUGAAGGUGGAACCGAACCAGGGAGAAGGGGACUUGCAGGAGGCUGUGGAGAGCCCCACUCUGAGGAAAGCCCAGCUGGGCACCCACCGCCGCAGGCCACUGGCAUCAGAGGAGGAACAGAGGUGCUCAGUCCCUCUUCUAGCACCUCUGGAGAGGAAGGCCCCCACCCCCUCAGAAGAGAAGCAGCCAUCUGGGCAGGGACCUAUGUGCCGACUGCCUAUGCAUCAAUCUGAGCCUCUUCCCCGACGUGGAACUGCCCCCCCCAACCCCCUCCCAGACAUCCCCAACUUUCCCAUCCUGAGACGGAAGCAGCCACCAUCCCACCAGAGCAGCGUUGCCAGCCUGGUGGACAGGGGCAGCUCUGAGCAGCUGCCCCGCAGACAUUCCUCCCCAGCCAAAGCCACCCGGCAAGAGGACCAUCGCAUCGUGUCCCCGGAAACCGACAGUGGCUUCCUGGGGUCUGAAACCAGCCAGGUGUCACCCCUCACCCAGACUCCGGAGCACCAGCUUCAGCAGGCCAGCAAGCAGCAGAAGACUUGCCAGAUAUCCUUGGCUUCCAAGCCCCGGAGGCAUCCCCUGGAAAACCAUCCCCCUGCCACAUGGGUGCCCUCCAGCCCCAGUCCGGCUCAAGGCUUCAGCCCUUGGAAGGAGUCAGAGGGCAUCCCCCAAGAAAGGGGGCUGGGGGCCAUGCAGAGCACCCGGGAGCAAUUCUGGAGAAGGAGGCAAGGCUGUAAUCACUCAUCCCAGCUUGGCCCAGAUUCAGAAGCUCCAGCCUGCUCGGAAGAAAAAGCAGGUCAGAGUGACGUGAGGACUGAAGCCUCCAGGAUGAUCAAGGCCUGCGACCAGCCUUCCAUCCAAGGGCAGGACCAGCCUGCUGCCUUCUUGGCCACAUUCCGGCAGCCAACAGUGGAACUUCCAGCCAGCCACCUCGAUGCCCGGAUAGCACGAGACCAGGCUAUCCAGGCCCUGCAGAACGAGGUCUCCCGGCUCCGGCGGAAGCUCGAGAAGAUGCUACUUAGCUCCAGGGAGAACCCCGAGGAGACUCCCAGAGUACAACCCAUCCAUCGCCAUGGUCACGUUGGGAAGGCUCCUCCAUCCUCGGGCGGCUCCACGCCCACCAGAAAGCCUGUGAAGCAGCACCACCAAGAACGGGGUGAUUCGUCCCCGGGCAUCCCACCCAUAAGGCUGCGGCCCAGGUCCUCUUCUUUUCCACGGGGUGCAUCCAUGCUUGACUGCAGCCCAGAGUCCGAGCAGCCCACCACUGAGAGGAGGAGAGCUGCAGAGUGGAGCUGUCGGGGUGAGGAAUGGGUUGGAGUGAGAGCAGCGCACGGAGCCCAGAAGCAGGAGGGCAUGAUAACCUUCCGAGGCCUUUACACAGGGAAAGAGUAUCACAUGCCAAGGCCCAAGCCUGCUAGGGCAGCCGCAGACACCACUUCCUGCUCUUGCUGCCAGAAGCUUCCAGGCAGGGAUCCGGCCCAGGGCGUAGGCACCUCUCCACCACGUGACCCCUCCCGGAAGAUGCAGUGUCCCCUGCACUGGGAUUCUGGAAACGCCGCAGCUGAAAAGCACUCAGAUCCAGCAACUACUGGGUCACACCAGUUCACCAGGAGAGGUGGAUCACCAGAUUCCCAGCCACAUUCUGAAGCCAAGCGGACACAUUCUGAAGCCAAGCGGCCUCCGUCCUCACCUCCACCACCCAGGGUUUGGUACUUGGCCUCCCCAGCCGCCCCUGCUCCAGCUGUUGCUUACCUUCCAGUACUGUCAACUUUGCCUCCUUCCCCUUCUAUAGUGUACUACCCCACUUGUGUGUCUACCUCAGCCUCCUCCCCAACAGGCCCUGUCUUCUAUUGCUCCAGCAGCUUCAGCUCCACAGAGCAGACGCCACCAACUGCCCCCAGGCCAGUCCCGGGGCUCCGCCGUUCCCUGGCCCUUGAACUGGAUGACCUCAAUGAACUGAACUGGUCCCUGAGCCAAGCUGUGCAGGCAGCCAAAAGCAUCAAGUUUACCACCAAGCAGAUGAGCCGGUCUUUGACUUCUGACCUAAACAGGGCCAAGGCCCUGAGGAACUCCUGCCUCUUUUGACAAGAACUGGUGAAAGGUGGAUUGGGUGGGGAGAGCCACCUUGCUCUACCCCGCCUGAGGUCCCAGCCACAAAGGCAAGUCCAGCGGUCCUAGGGCAAGGUGUGUUGGGCUUUUACCUUAAACAAGUAUGCAGUGCUCUCCCUCAGAUCUACUUAUGUCUGAAAGUAGAAUCGGCUGAAUCUCGACAGUGCAGAUGAGAGUUGAUUAUUUUCCAGUUCACUUAAACCUCACAGAGCAGUGGACAGUCUGCAUAGAUCAAAUUACCUAGAUAACUGUUAGAUGCCCCUUUCCCUUUGCGUCUUUUUUUGGUACGGACUAGGGCAGUGAAGGCAGGCCUGCCCCUGCUGCAGUUAUGCCUUCCUCAGCUUCCUGGGAUUGAGCAGCAUUUAUCCAUCUCCAUCCCAAAGACAAGUGAAGAAAGCUGAGUUUUUAUUUUUUUUAAAUAACUGUACAUAUCAUUUAUGUGUUUGGACACAAAGACAAGUGAGAAAGAUGUUUUAAUUUUUUUUAAAUAACUGUACAUAUCAUUUAUGUGUUUGGAAACUGGGAUUCCUCAUCUUGUUGGUGUUGAAGUUGAAGGAAAGGAACAAGAAGCAAAUGUGAGACAGAAGAGCACUUUGCUCUUCACAGGCAUGUGGAAGAAUUCAAAGUGCACUAACCAGCCAUGAUUCCCUCCCAUUUUCUUUCACACUGCCUCUCCCUUCUCACCUCCAUCUCCUAUGAUAUCUUUCCAAUGGAAGGGUGUUAGUCCGGUGUUAAUUUUAUCCACUGUGAAAUUCAGCAAUUGGGCUGGAUAUUUUUUAGUCUCAAAUUCCAUCCAGGUGUCAUGAUGGCUUCCAGCCCCUUGGUGGUGUGAGAGAAACUAGUGAGUUUGCAACUGGGUUGAGUGUCAUCUCAAACCUUUGCUCAAUUCUUCAGUCCCCUGCUUCCUUGGUUGGUUGUUAUUCUCCACCUCCCUCCCUCCUUCCUCUUACAUUGUAAUAUCCUGUGGGAAAAUUUGGCUCCAGCAGGGGAGUUUGAUUUGGCUGGGUGUGAUCUAGUCUGGUUUUCCGAUGCUUCAAGGUGGCCUUGGAUGAUUCAGGCUUCAAUAGGGGUUGCAAUUGGCCUAAUGCAAGAGCCUCCAGUGGUGGUGGGGCAAUUCUAAGCACAUGGGGCUGGUUAGCAACAAUAAAAUAAAAGGUGUAAAUGGGCAGCAGUGCUGGGCAUUUGGAUCACAGUAAAGGAUGCUGAUGUAUCAUGGUAAAAGCAGUAGUGGAGCCCAAGAACUCCAAAGCAGGACCACCAGCCCUCCAUGGCUUCCAACAGCGGGUCAGCCUCAUACAGAGUGAACUGAUGAGGAGGGGUGCCAACAGGAGAGCCUACAUGGCACUGGAUGGCCUUCAGGAGCUGGCACCUUGGAAGGUGGCCACCAAUAGCAUAGAGCAGAAGUCACCUCUAUUCCCAAUGAAAUAUGCAUGUCCAAAGUGGGAGCUGUUUUCAGUCUAU
Molecule: messenger RNA, 6433 nt
Organism: Ornithorhynchus anatinus (platypus)
Lineage: Eukaryota; Metazoa; Chordata; Mammalia; Monotremata; Ornithorhynchidae
Gene: AKNA
Product: AT-hook transcription factor
Exons: 22
Coding region: 434-4948 (1504 amino acids)
Biological process (GO): neuroblast division in subventricular zone; epithelial to mesenchymal transition; neuroblast delamination
Cellular component (GO): centrosome
Source: RefSeq, a predicted model, not a curated record